CUGGCAGCAUCCCUGGGUAGGGCCGCAGGAACCGUGAACCGUGAACCGGUAUUCUUGGACCUGAUUGAUACUAGGUAACUUCCAAGCCAGUUAUGAACAACAGCGCAGUGAUUGACACCGAUCACAGGAUCGUUGAUCAUACUUGAUUUCAAGGGGACUGUCACCGGCAGCGGAUAACCAUAUCCGGUUCCCGGGGGAUAUAUAAACGUAUCUAGUACAGGAGGAAGAUGAAGUGGAGUAUCUUAUAUACGCAAGUUCCUCUAUUAUCAUAGUUUUGCGUAUAAAUCGCCCGUCUUCUUCUUAUAGCCUUGUGUCCAGAAGCUUUGUCUUAUACGGGAUGGCCUCCGUAUUGAAGAACUUCCUGGGUUUCGAAGCAGCCACAAAUGACAGCAACGUAUCCCCAGUGUCUCCGGCGAAGAGUCCAGUAAGAGCUCUCCCGGCAAGAUGGUACACAUCACCAGAGCUCUAUGAGCUCGAACGACGGGCAAUUUUCUCUAAAAAAUGGUUACUCACCACGCACAUACUACGAUUGCCCAAUACUGGUAGUUGGUCUCGAUACAAUAACGCGGGAUACCCUUUCAUUCUCGUCCGAGGCCAAGGCCAAGACAUACAUGCAUUCCAUGAUAUCUGGUCGGAUGCGUUUAGCGACGAAAUCGCGCAGACGCUAGUCUCCGCGGGCACCAAAAUCAGAUCUUUCCACGUCCACCAGGAUGCGAAUGGCUUUAUCUGGAUAAACAUGGAUGCUGGCAAGCAGCCUGAGAUUUCGUGGGAGAAAGAUUUCAAAGGCAUCGACCAGCAGCCUCGAUUCAAGGAUUUCAACUUUGAAGACUAUGCUUUUGACCAUGUCUGGGAGAUGGAUGGCCCGUAUAACUGGAAGAUUCUUGCGGAUAAUUAUAAUGAGUGCUAUCACUGUCAGACAGCGCAUCCGGAUGUGCCAUCAUUGGCCGAUCUCGAAGCCUAUGCGGUGGACACAGUGGACGGAUCUAUCAUUCACUUUGCCAACGCCAAGCCAGAUCAAGUCGAACGGGGCCUCAAAAUUGCCAGUACCUACUAUUUCCCCAAUGCGUCAAUGACAGUAGCGCCGCAUUUCUUCUUCAUGCAACGAUUUGUUCCUACCUCACCCACCAGCUGCGAGAUGCGCUACGAAGUGUACCGGAAUAAAAGCUCCAGCGAGGAGGAUUUCCAAUUGAUCAAUGGGAUGUUCAAGCGAAUCAUGGCGGAAGAUAAAUAUCUCUGUACCGAGGCACAGAAGAACAUCGGCGGGGGUGUCUUUGUCAGUGGUCUGCUGCACCCCAGAAUGGAGAAAGGACCAUUGUACUUCCAAGGCGUUGUGCGUGACCUUUUGUAUGAGCAUUUUGAUCGUGAGAAGGAUGGAGGAAAGCAGAUUUGGCCAGCUCAACUCGAUAACGUCUUACUCUUGAGCUAA
Messenger RNA from Aspergillus pseudotamarii, 1426 nucleotides. Its product is annotated as aromatic ring-hydroxylating oxygenase subunit alpha. The transcript is spliced from 3 exons. The record is from RefSeq and is a predicted model, not a curated record. Lineage: Eukaryota; Fungi; Ascomycota; Eurotiomycetes; Eurotiales; Aspergillaceae. The coding region runs from base 338 to 1426 and encodes 362 amino acids. Gene Ontology annotation, molecular function: 2 iron, 2 sulfur cluster binding; iron ion binding.